Molecule: messenger RNA, 4556 nt
Organism: Cuscuta epithymum
Lineage: Eukaryota; Viridiplantae; Streptophyta; Magnoliopsida; Solanales; Convolvulaceae
Source: the annotation of a GenBank genome assembly
UUCCAUCCCACUCAAACAACGAACUCUAUAUAUCUAAGCCCUGAGAUACGCACCUACGCACGCUCUUCCCGGCCACAUUAUCCGGCCAUUGAAAACCAGUGUGAGCGGUGGAGCGCAGCGGAGGAUGGAGGCGGCGGACACGGGGAUUAUGAGAGGAGGGAGCAUCAGAGGGAGCUCCAGGGCAAACAGCAACUCCAUAUGGAGGAACUCCGGCGUCGAGGUCUUUUCCCGGGCGUCUAGAAACGAGGCCGACGAUGAGGAGGCUCUCAAAUGGGCGGCGCUGGAAAAGCUCCCGACGUUUGAUCGCCUGAGGAAAGGGCUCAUGUUCGGCUCCGACGGGCGGGCGGCGGAGGUAGACAUCGACCACCUCGGGUUUCAGGAAAGACAGGCUCUGCUUAAGAGGCUUGUGAAUGUUGCUGAUGAGGACAACGAGAAGUUCUUGUUGAAACUCAGGAACAGAAUAGACAGAGUGGGAAUUGAUCUGCCAACCAUUGAAGUGAGAUAUGAGCACCUAAAUGUGGAGGCAUAUGCUUAUGCAGGCAGCAGAGCUUUGCCUUCCUUCAUCAACUUCUUUACCAAUUUCAUUGAGGAUUUACAGAAUACCCUUCACAUCACCAAAAGUAAAAAGAGGAAGAUUACGAUUCUCAAUGAUGCUACUGGAAUUAUCAAGCCGUGCAGAAUGACACUGCUAUUAGGACCUCCAGCAGCUGGCAAGACAACACUUUUGUUGGCCCUGGCUGGAAAACUUGAUAAAGAUUUGAAGGUGGGAGGAAAAGUGACAUAUAACGGGCAUGAGUUGAACGAAUUCGUGCCUCAAAGAACGGCUGCUUACAUUAGUCAAUAUGAUCUGCAUAUUGGAGAAAUGACUGUUCGAGAAACCUUGGAGUUCUCUGCUAAAUGUCAGGGCAUCGGCUCUCGCUAUGAAAUGUUGGCAGAAUUGACUAGAAGAGAAAAGGCAGCAAAUAUCAAGCCUGAUCAUGAUAUCGACGUUUACAUGAAGGCUGUAGCUACUGAAGGACAAGAAGAAAAAGUCUUCACUGAUUAUGUUCUUAAGAUUCUGGGGCUGGAAGUUUGUGCAGACACAAUGGUGGGUGACCAAAUGAUACGAGGUAUAUCAGGUGGGCAAAAAAGGCGCGUGACCACCGGUGAAAUGCUUGCUGGACCAGCUAAAGCUCUUUUCAUGGACGAAAUCUCGACAGGGCUCGAUAGUUCCACAACCUUUUCAAUCAUUAACUCGUUGAGGCAAUACGUGCACAUUCUCAAGGGCACUGCUGUCAUUUCCCUACUCCAACCAGCACCAGAAACCUAUAAUCUCUUUGAUGAUAUUAUUCUUUUAUCAGAUGGUUAUGUCAUUUACCAUGGUCCUCGUGAGGAAAUACUUGACUUCUUUGACUAUAUGGGGUUCAAAUGCCCCCAAAGAAAAGGCGUGGCAGAUUUCUUGCAGGAAGUGACAUCCAAGAAAGAUCAACAACAAUAUUGGACUUGCAGAGAUGAGCCUUAUAGAUUUGUGAAGGCCAAGGAAUUUGCUGAGGCUUACAAAAACUUCGAUGUUUGGAAGAAGAUGGAGGGUGAGCUUUCGGUCCCAUUCAAUAAAACGAAAAGCCACCCUGCUGCAUUGACAAAGCAGAAAUAUGGUAUAGGGAAGAGGCAGCUCUUGAAGGCUUGCACUGAACGGGAGUAUCUGCUAAUGCAAAGAAACUCAUUUGCUUACAUCUUCAAGUUCGUUAAGCUGUUGGUGAUAGCUUUCAUUUACAUGACAAUAUUCUUGCGAACUGAAAUGAAGAAAGAUAAUGAGAUUGAUGGUGGGAUUUACCUCGGUGCCCUAUGCUUCAGUGUGGUUAUGAUUAUGUUCAGUGGUUUUUCUGAGAUUUCAUUGAAUAUUUAUAAGUUACCGGUGUUUUACAAGCAAAGAGACCUCUUGUUCUUUCCUCCGUGGGCUUAUGCUAUUCCUUCAUGGAUCCUCAAAGUUCCUAUUACGAUCGUUGAAGUUGGUAUCUGGGUGUUUGUUACUUACUAUGUCAUUGGUUUGGAUCCAAAUGUGGGCAGGGUGUUCAAACAUUUCCUGAUAAUGAUAAUGUUGAACCAAAUGGCUUCUUCAAUAUUUCGACUUAUUGGAGGUCUAGGUAGAAUUAUGACCGUUGGAAACACAUUUGGAUCCGUUUGUUUGCUUUUGUUGUUUUCUUUGUGUGGCUUUGUGCUCUCUCGAGAUAGUGUGAAGAGCUGGUGGAUUUGGGGCUACUGGUCUUCACCACUCACGUAUGCUAUGAAUGCAGUUCUUGUAAUUGAAUUUAAAGGAAAAAGUUGGAGACAUUUUGCCCCGGGUGGUUCUGAAUCAAUUGGUGAUGAAGUUAUGAGAUCUAGAGGAUUCCUUCCUGAGUCAAAAUGGUAUUGGAUAGGUGUUGGAGCACUUUUCGGGUUCAUGAUUCUCUUCAAUGUUUGCUACACACUAGCUCUUCAAUAUCUUGACCCACUUGGCAAGAUCCAAGCAAUGAUAUUAGAUGAUGAAAACAAUGAAAUCGCUUCUAUUCAAAACACCACUCAACAAUUGUCCAGUGUUGGUAGUGCUAAUAGAGGAAUGAUUCUUCCAUUCGAACCCCAUUCACUCACGUUUGAUAAUGUUGUCUACUCAGUCGACAUGCCACUAGAAAUGAAAGAGCAGGGUGCCAACGAAGAUAGAUUAGUUCUUUUAAAAGGUGUAAGUGGAUCAUUCAGGCCUGGUGUUCUCACUGCUUUGAUGGGUGUUAGUGGGGCUGGGAAAACAACUCUGAUGGAUGUCUUGGCUGGAAGAAAAACGGGUGGUUACAUUGAUGGAGAUGUAAAAAUAUCCGGAUUUCUUAAGAAACAAGAAACCUUUGCCCGAAUUGCAGGAUAUUGUGAACAAAAUGACAUCCAUUCUCCUUUUGUCACAGUUCAUGAGUCCCUUAUUUACUCAGCCUGGCUACGUUUACCAGAAAAUGUGGAUGCUAGUACUAGAAAGAUGUUUGUUAAUGAAGUAAUGGAGUUGGUUGAAUUGACUCCAUUGAGAUCUCAUCUUGUUGGUUUGCCUGGUGUUAAUGGUCUGUCAACUGAACAACGUAAAAGGUUGACAAUUUCAGUUGAGUUAGUUGCAAACCCAUCAAUUAUAUUUAUGGAUGAGCCCACUUCAGGGCUAGAUGCUAGAGCUGCAGCUAUUGUGAUGAGAACUGUGAGGAACACUGUCGACACAGGUAGAACAGUUGUUUGCACAAUUCAUCAACCGAACAUUGACAUUUUUGAAGCUUUCGAUGAGCUAUUCCUCAUGAAGAGAGGAGGGCAAGAAAUUUAUGUUGGGCAAUUGGGCCACAAUUCCUGCCAUUUAAUUAAGUACUUUGAGUCCAUUCAUGGAGUGGGAAAAAUCAAGGAUGGAUACAACCCUGCAACAUGGAUGCUGGAAGUGUCAGCUUCAGCUCAAGAAAUAAUUUUAGGGGUCGAUUUCUCAGACAUAUAUAAGAACUCAGAUCUAUAUCAAAGGAACAAAGCAUUGAUAAGAGAACUAAGCACACCUUGCCCUAAUUCUAUGGACUUGGAUUUCCCAACUCAAUACCCGCAGAAUUUAUGGAAUCAAUUUUUGGCAUGCUUGUGGAAGCAACAUUGGUCUUAUUGGCGUAACACAUCAUAUAGUGCACUUAGAUUCCUCUACGUUACCAUCGUAGCAUUAAUUUUGGGAUCAAUAUUUUGGGACAUGGGUACUAAAAAGAGUACUAGACAAGAUUUGUUCAAUGCUAUGGGAUCUAUGUAUGCCGCAAUUCUCUUUAUUGGUGUGCAACAUGCUUCUGCAGUUCAGCCUGUGGUCGUGGUUGAACGUACAAUAUUCUAUAGGGAGAAAGCAGCCGGAAUGUAUUCUGCAUUUCCAUAUGCCAUUAGUCAAGUUGUUAUUGAAAUCCCGUAUAUAAUUUUACAAUCGGCUGUUUAUUGUGGGAUCGUUUACGCAAUGGUUGGGUUUGAAUGGACACCGGCUAAGUUUUUGUGGUAUUUUUUCAUGAUGUUCUUCUCAUUGUUAUACUUCACACUAUACGGGAUGAUGUGUGUGGCUGUAACCUCCAAUGAAGGCAUUGCUGCCAUUAUCUCUGUCUUCUUUUACACUAUGUGGAAUCUCUUCUCAGGGUUCAACGUGCCACGACCUAGCAUUCCUGUGUGGUGGAGAUGGUACGUCUGGGCAUGCCCAAUGUCAUGGACAUUAUAUGGGUUGGUGGUAUCCCAAUUUGGAGAUAUUGAAGAAAUAAUGAGCGAUUCCGAUCAAACAGUAAAACAGUUCCUCGAUGAUUACUUUGGAUUCAAGCAUAAUUUCCUUGGAGUGGUUGCAGCUGUCAUUGUUGCAUUACCUGUCAUUUUUGGGUUCAUUUUUGCCUUUGCCAUUAAAACUUUAAACUUCCAAACGAGAUAGUCGUGUUUGAUCUAAACAAUUAUAUAAAGAUUAUGUCACCUUUUCCCUAUUAUUAUUAUGUGUUGUUUAGAUGCCACAUAUAAGAUUAGUUGACCUCUCAUAUGUUGCCAUCAAAUGCUAUAUAUAAAUCUAAACCCAGAAGCAAAGAUUGAGA